AUGAAACGACUACGAGAAAUCCAAUCGCUUCUGGACGAGCUGAAGGCGUUGGACAAAGAUGAGCUGAAUUUUUGCGAAGAAUGGGACGUCGUCUCCGAGGAAAUCGUUCAGGUUUCUACUUGGAGUGAAUUUUCAGAAGAAUUCCGUGUUUAGAAAUUUUUUACGCUUCACCGAUUACUUUCGAGGAAGCUACUGCUAAAUUUCGAUUUUUUUUUUUCUUGAAUUUUGGUUUUUUUUUUUCAGUGAAGCGUCAGUAUUAACAAGAAUAGGGGAUCUUUUGAAGCCUCGAAAUUUUUUUCCAGGUGCUUUCAACUUUUAGGAACUAUAGAAAUUUUCAAAAGAACAUGAAAAAUAAGAAAAUUUUCAGUUGAGAAUAGAAAAAUAAGAGUAUUUGAAAGUUAUAUUGCAUUAUCUCGGUCCAUGAAAGUUAAAAAAAAGUCCUUUGAAAUCAAUUUUCGUAGUUCUUAACCGAAAUUCUCAAAUUCCACCAUUCGGUUCUCAGCUCAUCCUUCGAUGAGCCAUUCUAAGUGCGGCCAUAAGAUUGCAACUUAUGGCGAAUAAAUCAUUUUUGAAAACGGGUAACAACAAUUUUAAUUCAAUUUCCAGAAGUUGGCAACGAUCCGAAAAGAGUGCGAACGUUCCUCGCGACUCAAAGCCACACUAUUGACCCCGCCCCAAUCGAGCUCUUCUAGCAGUGUUCAUUGUGAAUUUUUCACUUAGUUUAAAUAUUCUAUUCAAAAAAAGUCUUUACUUUGGUGGUUUAGUGGCGUUUGAAAAAAAAAUCCAGAGAAAAAGGUUUAUUUUAAGUUUUCUAGACUUCUUAGCGAGGACUUCAGACUCGAAUUGUUCUAAACGUGAAUAGAAAUUCUUGCAGCCGACAGUUCCGUAUUCUCCGACCAAGCCUACACACAAGCCGCCGAGGCUUUCGAUCGCCAAAUUUACUCGCGAUGCGUUCAAAUCGUCGAAAAAGCCAAUCGACAAGCUCCCGUCGAUAUGUGAAUAACGAAAGAAAUUUUUCAAAAAAAAAAACUGUUUUUAGGUCUCUAAUCUCGCUUGCUCAUCAUUCCUAUGCGGCGCUUGUUGAGGAGGCUGACACCAGCGAAGACGCCCUUAAAUUCGCCCGCUGGUGGGCCGAGUUUCUUGGUUUUGCUCCAUUUUCGAGGAAAAUUCAUUAUUUCUGACCUGCAGAUUCGGUUGAAGCUGGACGAGCUCAUUCUGAAAAGAUUGAACUGCUGGAUUAUGAGGCAACGGCGCUGGAGAAAGUUUGCCGGUUGAAUGAACCGACUUGCGAUGAAGACGUCUUCAACUUGAUUGAAGUCGUCGUUCGUAAUUUUAAGGUUCAGAUUUAGAAAAAAAACUUUCAAACACUCCAGCUAGAUUGAAAUAAAAAACUUUCAAACACUUCAGCUAGAUUGAAAUUAAAAACUAUGGCCGAUUCAUGGAAAACCUGGAGAGCGAAGAGGCGGGGCCAACAAAGCACUGUCCUUUUUUAAAUCGUGUCAGAUCCCUUUUUGAAAGCUAAAGCCAGCCGUAAAUCAGUUAUAUCUCUCAAAAAAAUUUUUUUGGAAAAAAAUAGUUCAAAUUACAGAUGGUCAGUCUCCUACACCGCCCUUAUCACUUAAUGAGCGUGAGAAGGCUUCAAAAACUGUGCAACAUUUUGCAAACUCUGAAAGAAGUUUAUGAAGGUAAAAAAAAAUACAGUAAUACUCGGGCAAAACUGAAAAGCUCCCCAAAAGCUUUUCUUAAAAAAAGACCUUGAAAGGGUCCCCAGCAGAUCUUUUUUACAUCAUUUCAAUUCUUUUUUGCAUAUUUUUCAUAUCCUCUGACAAAAAGGAUGCUGGAAAGCAACUAAAAAGAUUCAAGAGGAUUCAAAAAGGAUCCUCUGAGGCUAUGAAAAAGGUACUCAAAAAGCUUUUUUUACAUCAUUUUAGGAGCUUUUAGAGGAAGCUUUUUAUCUCCCUCUCAGGAUCCUUUAAGGAUCCUCAAAGGAACUUUUCCGUUUUACCUAUGUAUAUACUCAAAAUAAUGAUUUUUUUUUAGAGCGAGAAGAAUUUAUCGAUGCCCUCGGCGUGAUGGACCACGGAUUGAGAAUAGCGAUGAGAGAUCGCGACAAAGUAGCUUCGGCCAAAAGAAACGACGAACAACGAAUUUUGGUGAGAAAUAACAAAUUUCCGAAGGGAAAAUUUUGUUUCAAGAUCGAGGAGAUUCUGCACGAUAUUUCAACGAUGGAAAUCGUUGGAGAAAGAAUAUUUGAGAGCGUGAGUUCUCCAAAUUUCAAACAGAAACCUUUCCUCAUUUUCCAGAAGUCACCCCCUCCCAAUUUGAUCCAAACGACUUAUUUGAACUUAUCUAGAAGUCCUGCGCAAAUGUCAACUGAACACAUUGUUGUGCGAUUAUAACCCGGUGGAUAAAAUUAUCAAAUUUUAUUUUAAAACAAAAAAAAAUUCGGAAUUGAUUGAAAAUUUUCGGGUAAAAUAAAAAUUCAAGUUGCCGCGCGGCAAGUACGAACCGCUGCGCAUGCGCAUCUAACAUACGGUAUAUCGAUUGAUUUUUCAAUAAGUUUUUGGCGGCACUUCAAUAUUUUUUUUCCUUUUUUCGCUUUCUUCGUGUGUUGUUUAAUUAUUCAAAUAAUCUGUGAUUUUUUUCAUGUCUAAACCAUCCUGUCACCUCUAAUUUCAGUUUUCUCAUCCAUUUUUCUCGAGAAAUUGUUUUUUUUUUUUUACAUGAUAGCUUACCUAAUUAAUAUUCUCGCAUUUUUUGAUUAAUAACUUUUUUUUUCCAUGUGUGUUUUGAAUAUUAAGAUGAAUAACGAUAAAUUGUUUUUAUUUCCUUCCGACCUACAGGAUGAAGUGAGCAGAAUAAUAUCGAUCCGAAAAAAAACGCGUACAGAUUUUUUUCAUUUUGAAUGUUUGCAAUGAUUUUUUUCUUCGAGAAGAUGGAAGUUUGAAAAGUUUUUCAUCCUAGGCGUUCGGGGUGUUUUUCAAUGAUAGAUUUUUUUUUAAAUUUUUUAAUUGACAAAGAUCGUAAUAUUAUUUCUAUCUGCAAAGAUAUUUGCAUAACCGUUGUACUUCAUUCGUCGUCCACUAAAUUAUUUCGCAACUAUUUAGUUUCGAUGUUUUUCAAUGAGUUUUUGUUUCAGUUCCUAUGGCAUCGCCAGCAAUGUUAGGGCCGUACGGUGAACUAGCUGCUCAGCAGCAACGGUGUCCACCAAUACCCACACCACAGGCAUACGUUAGCACGACGCCAGGCGGCCAAGGAGCGAUCCCACUGUACCCGACAGGCGCCACAGCCAUUGUACCAGCCGCACCAGCAUUUGAACUGAUACCAAACCGCAUUUUCGUCGGUGGAUUCCUCCCAAAUGUAAUUUUUUUGACAUUAAUGAAUGGAAAACGAAAAAAAUUGUUUGAAAAUUUUGAAAGCGCUUACAGUUUACCUUCAAACUUUUUUUUCUAUAAAGGAAAGUUGUUUUAAAUUUCUAUAAAUGCUUUCAGACCACGGAAACUGAGAUGCGUCAGCAUUUUGAGAAAUUUUGCCCAGUUAAAGACGUAAAAUUGAUUCGGUCACCGGCCGAUGGUACAUCUAAAGGUUUCGGAUUCGUCACUUUUGAAACGGAUGAGGAUGCAGAAUACGUGCGGAGUUUGGUAGGAGACAAUCAGAAGUUUAUUUUCAAAAAAACAAUCUCAGUCACCGGAGCAGGUCGAGUUCAAGAACAGAAAGCUGAAUCUCGGACCUGCGCUAAGGAAACUCGUGAAUGGCGCUUGUCCAGCAGGUAAAUAUCGGAAAAAAAUAUUCAUUACUUGUUGUCAUUUUUUGAAAAUUUUUAUUAGAGUCAUAUACCAUUUUAAAUUGUGUUCACGUAAAUUCAACUUGACCGGAAAAUGACGAUAUUUUUAUAGCUUCAACUAAGAAAUUAACUUUUCCUGAAAACUCGAGAUUAAUUUCUUUGAGGAUGCGCUAUUGCCACCCCACAAGGCCAGAUUUUCUCGCCAACCGUUGCACCAUAUGGAUUCGCCUAUCCAAGUGCUCCAGCUCCAUAUAUAAUAUAUCCUGCACCAGUAUGCACCCUUAUAAUCUUGUGAAUGUUUUUUUCGUUCAGGUCACCGUGAUUCCCAGCUCCUCCUCGACUUCAAUCGUCACUUUGCAAGCGACUCCGCCAGCUUCGCCUCCGCCACAAGAUGCUCAAACUUCUCAGUCGCCACCUUCCAAUUCACCCCAACAAAUGAAUGAAAAUGCGCAGAGAAGCUACGCCAACGCGGUGGCUGGCGGAAGUUCAUAGUUAUUCAAGAUACUUUUUGAUAAGACAAUUUGUUAAGAUACGGGAACGAAUCAGCAAAAGCCGAUGCAGGUUGCCGCGAAUCCUUUGACGCCAAAUGGAUCCAUGCAUAAUAACAUGUCACUGAAUAGCUCUUACCAACAGGCCGCCUUCAAUAAUCCGCAGUAUCAAGCGGUUCAGCAACAAAUGCCGGUGAACAAAUGGGGAACGAAGGAUUGAACCCUGAUUUUAAUUUGAAAAAUGUCUUUUUCCGCCUUUUUCAGUCUAUUUUUUUUGCAAAUCGUCGUUUUUUUUAGAUUACCACAUACUUUCUGGUAUCUGUUAGGUAAUACUGUGUGUGAAGUUCAAACUACAAGAAGCAGUAAUAAGGCUUCAAAAGUUAUUCAGCUUAUAAGAAGAUAAUUUUUAGUUUGGGUUUACUUCUGCUUCAAGAGAUUUUUGUCUUUUCCCAGCCCUCUCUCUCAAAUUAAUUCACAGAAUGGGGUUUUUUUGGUUCUCCAUUAGAAUCAUCUCACUUUUUGAGCAGUUUCAGUGAAAAAAAAACUGAAAAUUAAAGCGUUAUACGUUUUUCAAAAAAUAAAAAAUAGAAGAAGAUUUUUUUUUAGCUGUCUCCGAGAGACAUCAGCUUCAUAAAAAAGUUUCAAUUUGAGAGAAAGAAGUCCAUCAGGCCCAAAAUGAUCAAAAAAUUCAGCAACAAGUCUUCGCUGGCCCGACUCCCCUCAUGGCCAACCAGUACUACUACGCGGCUAAUCAAUACGAUCAGACGCCGAUGGCCAGCAGUCCUUUGCCCAAUUCCAACCAACAGUUCACUUAUCCAGGGCCACAAGUCACCUAUAUGCAGCCGAUUUCUGUUAGUAAAGAGAAAGAAAAACCGUUUUUUCAAAAAAAGUACAAAAUGGGGUAUUGAAGCUCAAAAAUUUAUUAUUCUUCAUCAAAAUGUUUCCUUUUUAGUUGCCGUUUAAUCGAUUUUUUUUAAGUUCUAGCAAUUCUUAUAAUCCAAAAAAUAAUUUAUUACAUUACCUAUUUUUCUUCAGAACUACGAACCGAACAACGCGCAGCCGUACAUACCCAACGGGAUGGUUCAGCAACAUCCGAUGCCUCAGGAACAGUACGGCUAUCAGCCGUAUCAGCAGAUGAACUACGGCAAUCCCAAUAACAUGUACUACCCGGUCACUCAGUACCGUAUGAUGUGUGAACCACCGCAGUAUUCCUAUGGUGUCAGUUAUGCCGGAACCGAUGUUCAGGUCUAUUAUUUUUGUCGGUUUGAGGUUGAAAAUUGGAAAAAAAAAAGAAGAAAGGAAUUCUAUACAUAGCUUCUCUCUCAGAUUGUGAAAAUUGGGAAAGCAUUUUUUUUUUGUGGUUCAAUGUGUUUUUUCUUGUCACUACCGGUUUUUAAAAAAAGACUGGCUGUUUUUUUUUAAUUUUCUAGAAGUUACUUCAGUUGUAGAGAACUUCCAGAAUUUUCCUUCAACUAAUCUUUUUUUUUGCGCCUUUCGUCAUACUUAUUGAAAUUCUUUUUUUAGAAUCCGUAUAACACGUACGAACAUUCUUCUCCAAGAGACCAUCGUUUAAACUUCAACGGAGAAGAAAAUGAUCAAAGCGUUGAGGGCAAAAUCGCCAGGAACAAUCGCCCCAGGGAAAUGAGCCAUCAGGGAUACCGAGGUGAACCAAACAUGAUUUCAAAAUUCAUGAAUUUCAUUUCAGACAAACGCGGCUGGGAGGAGAAUAACAACUACCAGAAGAAGAAUUACAACUAUCGGCAAAGGAAAUCGAACAGUGUCCAUGAGACGUCGCCGUCGUGCCAUGGAUCCGAUGGGACCUUCUCCCGAGAUCCUACCGUCAAUAAAUCCAAUAAUAAUCCUAAUCAUAGCAGUAAUAAGGUCAGUUUUUUCUUUUCUUCUUCCCGAAAUUUAAAAAAAAAGAUGAGAAAACAGCUCUUAUCUCAAAAUUUUCCGUAUCGCAUAUAAUCGUAUAGCUUUCCUAAAUUGCAACUGUCAUUUUUUUUAUGAAAGAAAAAUGUUAACCAAGCGUUUUUGAAGUUUUUUAAAGAUACUGAAAACUUUGACCUAUCAAAAAUGCAUGCAUGAAAACUUCGAAAUGAUAAUUUUUUCAAAUCCUCAUGAACAAAAAAAUAUUGCAGGGCGGAAAGCGCAACAGCGUCACUCCGAUCAUUCCCCAAGUUCAGGCCUUGGACAUCAACAAGGCCACCGCCAGUGACGGCGACGGCAAAGCCGAAAAAAUCCUCUGUGAAUAA
Messenger RNA from Caenorhabditis auriculariae, 6527 nucleotides. Lineage: Eukaryota; Metazoa; Nematoda; Chromadorea; Rhabditida; Rhabditidae. The record is from the annotation of a GenBank genome assembly.